CUGUUCCCCCUGUGUUCAGUGAUCCAUUUCCGCAUAAACUGGAGAUGCUGCAAGAUAUCAGAAAGAACUAUGUAGAAGCGAGGAGGAGUGCUGAAUUAAAUGAACAAUUCAAAAGAAAGGAUGAUGACGUAGAAGCCGAGUAUACAGCCAAGAACUCCGACCAUACAUCAUCUUUACGUAUGUUCAGUAACCUUCAGCUUGAACUUGACAAGAGUCAAAGACAGUCAGAGAUCAAAAAGAACUAUGAAGAAGAGGAUUCACUCUUGACAGCUGAACUCAAGAGGAGGAGGGCUGAAGUAUAUGAAGAGUUCAAAAGAAAGCAUGUUGACAAAGAAGCCGAGUAUACAUACAGCCAAGAGCUCCGACCAUACAUCAUCUUUUCCAUCUUCAGCACACUGCCCAAUGCCUCAGCCAAGAUAGCCUCUCAUCUCUAA
Brassica oleracea var. oleracea is the source of this 434-nucleotide messenger RNA. RefSeq lists its product as uncharacterized. NCBI's taxonomy places the organism in Eukaryota, Viridiplantae, Streptophyta, Magnoliopsida, Brassicales, Brassicaceae. Bases 45 to 434 code for a protein of 129 amino acids. The record is from RefSeq and is a predicted model, not a curated record. The transcript has 3 exons.